This is a messenger RNA of Salvia hispanica, 1503 nucleotides long. RefSeq lists its product as uncharacterized. Gene Ontology annotation, cellular component: chloroplast envelope. Gene Ontology annotation, molecular function: catalytic activity. NCBI's taxonomy places the organism in Eukaryota, Viridiplantae, Streptophyta, Magnoliopsida, Lamiales, Lamiaceae. The record is from RefSeq and is a predicted model, not a curated record.
AUCCAUCCAUCCCCCAAUUUGAUGUGUGAUGAGUAUUUGUGGAGUGCAUUGGGAGUUCAUUGUACCCAAAUCACACAAUCCAAAAUCACUUGGCCAUGUUUCUCACGCAUUUACAUUUACCUCCCAAUAUCCCAUUUCCAAGGAUAAUUUUGUUAUCAGAGCUUCUGCUGCUUCAGCUCCCCCAUUUGGUGGUGAUUAUUCAGAGAAACCAACACAAAAAGCAAGAAGAAUUGCUGGAAUUGAUCAGGAUGAGAUAGAGGAUCCAACUAGUUUGGCUGAUUCCGAUAGUUGUUUCUGCACAUUUAAUGGGGUGCAAAUACACCACAAGAUCUGUGAUUCAGAAGAUACUUUGCAGGAAGGAUUGGCUCCACAUUCCUCUAACUAUACGAAAAGGCUUACUUAUCCUAUGAUUUUGUUGCACGGCUUUGGGGCCUCCGUCUAUUCCUGGAGCCAAGUCAUGAAACCUUUGGCAAAGCUAACUGCUUCUAAAGUUCUUGCAUUUGAUAGACCGGCCUUUGGAUUGACCUCAAGAGUGGCUCCCUCAUCUGCACCCUUGAAUCCAUACUCAAUCAUGUUCUCUGUGUUAGCAACAAAGUACUUCAUCGACUUCUUGGCUGCAGAUAAGGCCAUCCUCGUGGGGCACUCUGCUGGUGCACUUGUAGCUCUAAACACUUAUUUUGAGGCGCCCGAGCGUGUGGCUGCUCUAAUCCUUGUCGCUCCAGCAAUACUUGCACCUUUUGCUAUGAAGAGUGCUGUCAAAGAAAAUCAAAAGGGAACUGAUGAUCAGAAUCAGGGAAUAAGCUCAGAGUCGAAUAUGAAGCGCAAUUUUCUUUUCAGGCUUGGCAGAGUGUUAUCAGGGCUCACUAAGUAUAUAAUAGAGGCAAUAAUGCAUGUCAUAAAAGGGAUGGGAGGCAUGAUAAACUCUCUCUAUCAGAAAGCUCUUUCGGCAAUCUUGCGCUCUGCAUUUGGUGUAACUUUGAUUAGGAUGAUAAUUGAUAAAUUUGGCACACAAGCUGUUCGCUCUGCGUGGUAUGAUUCAAAACAAGUGUCUGAUGAUGUCUUACAAGGCUAUACAAAACCGUUAAGGGUGAAAGGCUGGGACAGGGCGCUUGUGGAAUACACAGUGGCGAUGCUGACAGAUUCCAUGUCCAACUCAAACAACAAGAGGCUCAGCGAAAUCUCGUGCCCAGUUUUGAUUGUAACGGGCGAUGAGGAUAAGCUUGUCCCAUCGUGGAACUCCGAAAGGCUCUCACGAGCUAUACCAGGAUCUACCUUCGAAUUAAUCAAGAACUGUGGCCACUUGCCCCAAGAAGAAAAGGCGGAAGAAUUUCUGUCUAUCGUAGAUAAAUUCGUGCAACGAGUCUUUGGCGAGGCUCGUCUGCAAGCAGCGACCUAGAGGUUGGAAUUCAUUCAACUAUAUAUCUAUGGUCUUUAAUUAUAGUAGGAGUGCUUGAUUCUUACUUGUUACUGCUAGUAUUGAAUGAAGUUCAUAUAAUCUUGUCA